GCUUCCUAUAUAAAGCAUUCUGCUGGUUUACACCUGCUGUUUGUUAUCAUUUACGAUAUCAAUCGCUUGGUUUUGAUGAAGUGAUUAUCGCUUUCUCAUAGAAAAAGCAACUUCAUUUGUUGUUUGUGCCUCUUAGAAAAUGCCUAGUAGAUCGACUGGAGUAAUCAACCAGGACUGGGAACCAGUUGUGCUAUGCAAGUCAAAACCCAAGGCCCAAGACCUGCGCAAUCACAAGGCGGUGAACCAGGCCCUCCGAUCAGGCGCGCCAGUCCAGACAAUCAAGAAGUUUGACACUGGUUCAAACAAGAAAGCAGCAAUUGUUGUAAACGCAAGGAAGUUGGACGAAGAGACGGAGCCGGCGGCAUUACAAAAGGUGUAGAGUGAGGUAAGGCAGGCGAUCCAAAAAACGCAGCUGGAGAAGAAGAUGAGCCAAUCGAAGCUUGCUAAGUUGAUUAAUGAGCAGCCUAAGGUGGUGCAGGAGUAUGAGAAUGGCAAGGAGGUUCCUAAUUAGGCCAUUUUGGCAAAGAUGGAGAAAGUGCUGGGCGUGAAGCUCAGGGGGAAGAUCAGGAAGUAACUUUUUUGGUGGAAGGGUAGUUUACUGGCUUUUAUUUGGGGGUGCUUUGUGAUUUG
Molecule: messenger RNA, 630 nt
Organism: Hevea brasiliensis (rubber tree)
Lineage: Eukaryota; Viridiplantae; Streptophyta; Magnoliopsida; Malpighiales; Euphorbiaceae
Product: multiprotein-bridging factor 1c-like
Exons: 1
Coding region: 140-379 (79 amino acids)
Cellular component (GO): nucleus
Source: RefSeq, a predicted model, not a curated record